This is a messenger RNA of Hyalella azteca, 11036 nucleotides long. RefSeq names its product zinc finger MIZ domain-containing protein 2 (gene tna). The record is from RefSeq and is a predicted model, not a curated record. NCBI's taxonomy places the organism in Eukaryota, Metazoa, Arthropoda, Malacostraca, Amphipoda, Hyalellidae. The coding region runs from base 1664 to 5224 and encodes 1186 amino acids. Gene Ontology annotation, molecular function: zinc ion binding; SUMO ligase activity. The transcript is spliced from 15 exons. Gene Ontology annotation, biological process: regulation of transcription by RNA polymerase II; protein sumoylation.
UGACUGCUGUGCUGUAAGAUUGUCCUAUAUAUAUUAAAGCAAAUCUCUGUCAUUUUAAAUCUCUUUUGUGAAGUGAAGAAACACGAUUUACGUCCAAUAUUAUUGCGUCACUCAUUACACGUUACCUCGUUUGCCUUGUUCCAUUGAUGCAUUGUGACGCAUAGCGUUUACUCUUGUAAGAGUUGCCUGCCGUUUUAUGUUCCUUAACAAUAACUUGUCGAGUGAACAAAGUGAUAGAAGUGAAGUGCUUUACAUGAAUCACCAUAAUAUGACCUCAUGAACUCCUGGUGCUGUGAGUGCUCUAGAAUAUUACGAACGUUUUGAAGGCAUUCGUCGUGCAGUGCCGCCGAACGUCCCAAGACAUCCGCCUCUCCGCUGCAGGCUUGCGAGCAGCUGAAGUUUGUGAUCCAAGUGUGAUCGCGUCUGACUUCCGUGUGAUCUGAACUCCAACGACUCCACCAUUCUCCAAGCAACCGUGCACAGCUCCCUCACUUCCACACAAGUCACCACAGUCCCUCACAACUCCUCGACGCCCUCAGAUCCACUGGCUCAAAACUCUGUAACUUGUGUGCUAUCGAGCGAGGCGUCUCGUCCUAAAUUAUCGCCUCAAGAUCGACAGUACAAUUUCGCCAGCCUCUUGGACGACCAACUCAACUCAGAGGAGCCUACAGAAGAAGAAAACCAAAAUCAAAAUUUACAAAAGUUGUUUGAACUUCACGGAGCACAGCAGAAACACAUUUUUCCUGGUGGUUCUGCAGUUGAUAUUUUUAGUGACAACAGAGUAAUCGAUUGUCAGCCGAGAGAAGAUUCACUUGAAAAUUCAAACUCCGCAGCAAGUUCUGAUAUAUUUGGAAAUUGCGCCCUUAAAAUAGACGAGUGUAGCAAUCCAGCUUUAAGUUCGUCUGUAAACGAGAGACUUUCAACUGGUGAUCCAACAACGUCUAUUGAGAAAAAAAUUUCGACAGAAAACCGUUUUACGGACUGUUUUGCCACGAACACCUUACGCUCCUUACAAGUUAGAUCGGCUACAAUCAAUCAAUCUGGUGCAGAUGAUAUUUGCGAUUCCAAGUUGAAAGAAAAUUCUAACUCGCCUGAAUGUGAUUCACGCGCUUCCUUAUGCUAUUCUGAUAACAACCCAAUUCAAAACUUUGAAGAUUCUUCGCGCAAUUCUGCUUCAAAUUUCAACAAAGAAUGUGUUUUAAAUACUAGCAACAGUUGGGUAAGCUCAAACUACAACUCACCUGGCAACUUUCCCCCGGCUUUGAGUACAUCAUGCCCUAUUUCCAGUGACUAUUAUACUUCCAGUCCUAGUCUUGACACUUAUUACUCUAGUAACUGUUAUACCUCAACCAGCGCGCCUGUUCACUCAUACACGAACUGUUCCUCUUCUGCAAACUUCAAUCCGGCGACUUCCGUUCUUAGCUGUUACACAUCAGCACCCAACUAUUCAACAUCCAUCCCUGGCUGUUCAACAUCAAACCCUGGCUGUCCAAUAUCUAUCCCUGGUUAUUCAACACCAAUUUCCGCUUAUUCGACCUCGGCCCACGGUUGUUGGACCGCAAACGCCAGAUUCGCGCGAGGUGCGCUCGGUGCAGAGCAAAGGCCUGCAUGCGUUAGGUUGCAGGAGAAGGAGGGAGUCCCGGGUUCUUCACAUGCAGGGGCGAUGGUGGCAGCAGGCGCUCCGCUUGCGACUGCCGGCAUAGCCUUGCUACAGCAUCCUAAACUUGCCGACAUGCAGCAACAGCAGCAGCAGCAACAGCAGCAGCAGCAGCAGUAUGGCACGCAGAUGGGGGCGAUGACCAUGACGGGCGGAGGCAUCAACGGGCCCGGGCCCGCUAGUGUGGGCAACGGGUCGUCCCCGGGCUACUCCAUGACUCGGGCCAACACCCCCACCAUGCACCCCAGUAACCCCUCCGCUGCACCUCCCUCCAUGAACCCGAUGAAUGGCAUGAAUAACAUGAUGAACAACAUGAUGAAUACCAUGGGAGGCGGCGGCAGCAGCAUGAUGGGCAUGAAUAUGAACGGCAUGGGGCCAGGCAUGGGCAAAUGCAUGGGCAUGUCGAAUGGAGGCAUGAGCUCCAUGAUGUACCAGCGAGGGAUGCCUGGGUCAAUGGGGCCUUCCAGUAUGGGUCCUGGCAUGGGUCCGGGAGGAAUGGGUCCAGUUUCUGGAGGCAUGGGACCAGGUUCCAUGGGUCCUGGCUCGAUGGGCCCCGGUUCUAUGGGCCCGGGAGGAAUGGGAGCCGGCGGCAGGCCCGGUCCUUACCCAAGCCCUGCGGCGUACAUGGCCCAGAAGCGGGCCGCAGCCGCUGCUGCUGCGGCCUCACAGCAGUUUGCCGGGUCUCCGGGCCCAGGAGGCAACAUGGGCCCGCAGAUGGGCCCAGGAAUGGGACCUCAGGCGGGAAUGAGUCUGGGUGGCAUGAGAGGAGGCGGGUACCCCGUCCAGCAGCCUCUCCCCUCACCAUUCCCCUCUGGUCCCCAAUGCACGAUGCGUGGCCCCCCAGGCAUGAGCCCCAGGGGCCCACCUUUCCCCCAGAGCCAAUACUAUGGGCCUCAACAUCAGUAUGGGGGCUACGGCCCCCAGUAUGACAUGAUGGGUCCCAUGAACGGCAUGAGUAUGGGUGGCAUGGGCGCUAUGAACGGCAUGUCACCAAUGAACAACAUGGCAGGAAUGGGCAUGAGCGGAAUGGGCGGUAUGAGCCCCAUGAACAGCAUGGGUAGCAUGGCUGCCUCACCCGGCAUGAACAUGAUGGGUUCACAAAUGGGUGGCGGGAUGAACACAUCAGGUGGCAUGGGAGGUAUGAGUGGCAUGAGCGGUAUGAACUCGCCUGGAGCUAUGAACACUAUGAACGGAGUAACGCCCAUGAACACAAUGAACGGAGCAGCUACCAUGAACACAAUGAACGGACCUAUGACUUCUGUUAGCCGAGUAAACUCCUCAAGCAGCCUUGGCCCCGGUCCCGUAAGUGGGAGCAGUGGGAGCAUCGCCCCCGGUGGGGGAGGGAGUUCUGGGGCUGGCAGUACGGGGGGGAAUUACCAGCAUUCCCCCAUACCUGGUAACCCUACGCCCCCUCUCACCCCAUACAUGAGCCCUCCCUACGCCAACUCCUGCAAUCCCGACAUCAAACCAGAAAUGGCCGACGUCAAGCCGAUGGUUUCACAGAAAGAAGAAGAGUUACGCCUGACGUUCCCGGUGCGGGAAGGCGUCGUGCUGCAACCCUUCCGCCUCGAGCACAACCUCGCCGUCAGCAACCACGCAUUCCACCUCAAGCCCACCGUGCACCAGACGCUCACCAUGAGGCCAGAUUUAGAGCUACAACUCAAGUGUUUCCAUCACGAAGACCGCCAAAUGAACACCAACUGGCCGGCCAGUGUGCAGGCUUCCGUGAACGCGACUCCCCUGAACAUCGACCGCGGCGAGCAGAAGAGUUCCCACAAGCCGCUCUACAUUAAAGAUGUUUGCGUGCCUGGUCGUAACACCAUCCAGAUCACCGUCACCGCCUGCUGCUGUUCGCACCUGUUCGUGCUGCAGCUGGUGCACAGACCGAGCGUGCGGUCGGUGCUGCAGAACUUGUUAAAGAAGCGCCUCUUGCCCGCCGAUCAUUGUAUCACUAAAAUAAAACGUAACUUUAAUUCCGUGGUCUCCAGUUCGACCACCGCCAACAGUACAAAUGUCAGCAACAAUACCAGCAACAAUAAUAAUCAGUUAACUAACGUUCUCACAAAUAACACCGGCAAUUCCAAUAACGGUAACAAUAGUAGUAACAUCAACAACAACCUCAAUAAUAACCAGUUGACGCCUAGCAGCUCGAACAGCAGCUCGAAUAACAGCAACGGUGCCACCGAGCAAGAUGGCGUCGAACAGACCGCUAUUAAAAUAUCCCUCAAAUGCCCCAUCACAUUUAAACGCAUUCAGCUGCCCGCGCGAGGCCACGACUGCAAACACAUUCAGUGCUUCGACCUCGAGUCUUACCUGCAACUCAACUGCGAGCGCGGUGCCUGGAAGUGUCCGGUGUGCAAUAAAACAGCUGUGCUGGAAGGCCUGGAGGUGGACCAGUACAUAUGGGGCAUCAUCACGAACUCAGCGAGCUCCCCAGUGGACGAGGUCACAAUGGACUCUACCGCGUCCUGGCGGGUGGUGGGCGGGUCUUCCAGCGCCCCUGGCACCCCAGCUGGACUGAAGGAAGAAGAAGGGGAGAGCAAACGCUGGAGCAAAGCCAUGUCCCCAGGCAGCAUGACGCUCCCCACGACCCACACCUACGACAUGGGGCAGACCAUGAGCCCUUACGUGCCCCCCGACAUGAACAGCAUCAAUAACGGCUCGAUGAUGUCUGUCAUGGGCGGCAUGGGGAGCUCGUCGAGCUCGCUCCCCCUCUCUUCUGCCUCGUCCUCCCAUUUCGACCUCAACUCCCCCGAGUACAGCGGCAUGGGGUCGUCUGGGAGCUCAGGGGGCCUGGGGGGCCCUCUGUCCCAACUCAGCGAGUCCGUCAACAAGAUGGAGCCGCUCGUGUCCAUGGAGAAAUCCCUGAAUAUGUCCUCCAUGGGGAGCAACCAGCAACCCCACAUGGGCCCCCCUCCUCUCACAGCCUCCACCUCCCCACCCUCUUCCACCAUGACCUUAUCCACCUCUUCGUCAGUAGCGUCCUCCACUGCUAGUCACGCUGGCUCCACCUCCCCCAGCGCCCUUCCUUCCACCUGUGGUGGAUCUCUUCCAGCAAUAUCCACCCCUCAGAGCGGUGGAACUGUUGGAGGCGGACUUCCCCACACUCCCCACACACCUCACACGCCCCACACGCCUGGUGGGGCUGGCGGCCCGCCCAGCGUUCCUCCUCAAGGCGCUAACACGUGUGGCAGCAACAGUUCUACCUCGUCUACCUCACCUACCUCGUCUUCGUGUGCCUCGUCAUGUUCGCCGAGCACGUCUGUGUCGACGACGAGCAACACGUUGAACAACAACAACGGACUCUGUGGAAGCUUCGUCGACAGCUGCAACGAAAUGACAGACAUCCCGACGCUGAGCUACGACCCUCUGGACGAGGACUCGACCGCGCGGGACAGCCUUGACGUUUUCAGCAACAGCGCUCCCAUGGACCCCCUGGAGCUGUUGUCGUACCUGGAACAGCCGGACUACAACACGCCGCCUUCUUCAGGCGCGUCGUCUCAAGGGCAGCCCGCGCACCAUGCACCUCUCACCGACGCCCACGACAUACUGGCCUUGUUCGAAUAAAACAUAGGCCUAGUACAUAGCUUUACUUUCAACAUGGUGCAAAUUAUAUCAAUGGUUUUGGUGAAUUUCACUGAAGUGUAAUGAUAUCGAGAAUGAAUGUUUCCAGUAUAAUCAGAGGCUUUUCGUUGGAGAGAAGUUUUGUGAGUGCCAUAGUAUUGCAGUGAAGAGCAGGAAAUUCUAUGAAUUUUGCCAUUUGCAUCUCGACAUGUCUUCACGACCUCUGGAGUUGACAGUGUGGUCUCAUGACUACUGAUUUUGACUGCGUGGACUGUCCCAAAAUAUAGAAAUUCGAUAUCCUUUUUGGGAAAUUAGAAAACAUUUAUUCUGCGUCUAGAACCUCGACAUUGAGAGGCUCAUUCGGUUGCAUAUCAAUUGCAGGAAAAGAAAGUAGCGUUUACGUGAGCGCCACGAAUGCAUUCACGCGUCACGAAGCUGCAUUCACGCGUCAUGAACGCAUUCAUGCAUCAAAGAUGUUAAUUAAAGAAAGGAAAGCCCUCAAUUUAUUUUCAUGCGUUGGAGCUUGAACUUGAAGAAGUGAGUGAAGAGUUGUAACUCAGUGGUGCCCAUACGAGUGCUUGUCUUCUGUGUACAAGGUAACGUAGUUCCAGAGUGAGUUGUGAGAGGCUCCUUUGGUUUAACACUUUAUGCUUUAGUUCCCCGUUGCUACCAAAGUUCUUGUAGGAUUUAACUAUUACGUCGUAGUAAGAGAGUUAUGACUUAUGAAACACUCCUUGUUGUCAGCUGUUGGGACAUGCCAAGAAGUCACUCGUUGUUUAUCAAGGAGAACACUUCUAAGCUCGUCGUUGUACUCGUCAAGUUAACCGAGGAUAUUGUAUGCAAUUAUAGUUAUGGAAGUAAGCUGUGCUGGCUUAAGAAUUUGUAAGCAUCAAAAGCUGCUCUAGCAGGGCCUCGGCAUCACUUGAUCUAAAUGUAAUGACUUUACCUGAAGCGAUUGCCAUUCUACUCAGAUCUCGUGUACCAGAAAUUGUCGUAGUUUUCUAAAAUCGUUACAAGUCAGUGCGCUUGGAGAGGCUUGUAUUUAAAUUUUUAUGAAUUUCUGUUACUACCAAGAUGAUGCUCAUGAAUUCUGUACUUUAUCCGACCGCCUGUGACCUGUCGGACGAUGCAUUAAAAGGACACUUCCUGGUCGUAUUGUUCUCUUCAAUUACCGCGAAGCUCCACACAAAAACCUGUACAAAUUUUCUAAACUGGUGCGUUCUUAGUGUGGGUGAGGCAAAUGCUCUCUUUCGAAAGUAUUUUUUCUAGAGAAUGAGUGAGAAGCUGAAAUUCGUCGAAAUAAUUUAUCAGAAUCCCACUCUUUAUCUAUAGGGGAAAGUUACAGCCUGUAAUUCGAGAAAUGCGUGCGAGACUUCGAACAAAUUUCAGCUGCGGAAUCAAUGGCUUCUUGAGACGAGGUUGCCUUAACGUUCCUCGUGUGAAUGCGCCAGCAUACUUCAUAAUGUAUGCAACUGACGUUUCCAGUUUACGUGUCAGUAACUUAGAAGAAAACAGGGAAAUAUUUUAGUUGAUUGUGUAAUGGAGUUAAUGCGCUUACCAUCAAAUUGAACGUUUAUAUUUUUUAUUACAAUUCUGCAUCUCGAUAGACAUCCAUGGCUUGGGAUUGUUGAGAACUGAUGCGUUGAUAUUGCCUUUUAAUUUUAUUUCUCAAUUGCUUUGAAUUCAUGCAUAAAUUCCGUUUCAAGUGACCGUUUCUGAUUAACUCGCUUUUGAUGAUCUCUUGUCAGAGAUUUCGAUCUCAUGUUUUCUAAGAACGUGAUUAGGUUUGUGGAAGUUACCACAUAUCUUAAACAUGUGCAAUUUUUUAUAGGUCGCCUGUAGAUAUGUUCUAUGUGCGCUUGAUUUUAGUAGAAAUGAACUGUGGUGCUCUAGCUUACACUCACACUCGUACAUAGGCUCCGUGGGUUCGCUUCCAAUCUUUUGCAGUUUGUCAUCGGUGUAAUGCUUUCAUUUUGAUUUGUUGUUAGAUAUAAAUCUAAGCCGAACGGAACAAACCAACCAAAUUUCCGACUCCACUGCAUUUUUAGCUCCAAAAAUGAGAAUAGUUGGACUAAUCAUCAUUGUGUAUACGACGGAGCUUUGGCUUGUGGCCGUAACUGACAUGUGCAGCUGUUAUAAUUAACUGACAUUUUCGCGAGAGCUUUUGGCUUCUAUUUACUCGUUUUUUACUUAUUCUGAUCGACAAAUUUUGCGCUCCGUUGGUUUUUAAUUAAUUAAUUUAAUCAAAAUCUAUUGUUUGACAGAGAGCUCCUCGGUAGAUACGGUGUAUACUCAGACUCAAUACUUUUGUGAAGCGAAUAUUUCGCAAGCAUGUCACCUGACUUUUCUGGAUGCUACGAGUCAGCCAAAGCUAAGCGUGUUCACUCUAUAGGACAUUAUUCUUUCCUUGUUAUACAAUUAGGAUUGCUAGGGAGUUUUGAUAUAAUAUUGUAUAGAUAAUACGUGACGUAGAAUUCCCUUGAAAGGUGCUGAGCGUGAAACCCGACGCUGAGGCCCCGAGCGACAUCGUGUACGGUUGGUAGUGAUUAGCGUACGUACUUUUGGAAUUAGAUGCUCUUUUAAGGAUGAUACCACUAAUACGAUAUCUCAUACAUAACUUCUAUAGUCUAGCUAUUGCGUAAUGAUAGUGAUACUUUGAAUGUUAUUGCGUUGAGCGUAGAAAUUAUCUAUUGAUGGUGAUACAGUCGUUCACUGAAGUUCGUUACUCCAGCUCGAUCUGAACAACAUGCUUGGGCAAAUUUCUACUUACGCUGUUUGGGAGCGGCCUUUCUUCCUCUUCAACUUUGUCUCGAUAAUUACUUGGUUCUUGUCGACUAUUUCCAUUUCUGUGAUGCCAUAUUCAUGUGAUGCCACAUCUUCUGUCCUAUCAUUGGGUUUCGUCGUCCUGCAGGAAUUGCGUCCGAGCAUCAAGCGUAUAUAUACUCUCGCUGCAGGCUGUUCAUGCAAGUUGACUUCUUAUCACUCCGAUUACUCUUCUGAAAAGUUCCUUACAAAUUCUGCCGCAUUUCAUAAUUAUCUACAACUCGAUUCCUCUACAGCCGAAGGACGUAGUCCCGCACAAGUUAGAGCGUCGCAGGAGUGAUCUAUCGGACGCUGCACUUUCCAAAAGAAGUCGUCCGUGAAUCAAACUAUAGACAUCGUGCCAACUUUCUGGAUCCCGAAAUUAGAGUUCUACUGUUCUGUCAGAAAUUAUGUUUUUGAGUUUUAGAUUGGGGUAAAGUAUUUCUUGAAAUAAUUAAUUGAAUUGUCGUUGGUAGUUCAGUGACCCAUAAGUCUUUGAUACGAUAUGAUGAGAGAGCAUUAACGGUCUGAUCGUGUACAUAGAAAUCUAGUACAUCAUUAUACCUAAUAGUUUCUUAAGAUAUUGAGCCCGUACGAUGUUCGGCUAUUUUUAUAGUUAAAAACCCUCUGUGUCAAAACUAGCUUAGAGACAAAUCUAUCCUUGCGUGUGCUGACCACACUCUAAAAUAUAGAUCAAUUUUGCGGCGCUUGCACAGACCACGCGCAGACGCACGAGAUGUGGCAAAUCACUUCUUAUCCUACCUUUCGCUCCUGAUUGUUGACAUUUUUGAGAGCAAAUCAACCGACAAAUCUAAAUACUACUGAGUAAUCCUAAAUUAAAUAUAUGCACUAAGCGAAGAUCCAAACACAACUGCCACUUGGGAUCUCAUGAAACAUAGAGUGAGCGCAAUGAUGCACGUCUAUCGUUGUUAGUAUUAAGUAAGAGCCGUCAUGAAGAAGGUUUCUCAGAGUCCUCAACCUGGUGCAAAUUCACUCUCAUUUCAUAUUCAUCGGCCUCGACAUGUAAACAGCGGGUAGUAGCUCGUAAAUUGAAUCACAGAAUCUAUAUCAAUGAAGCCUAUCGUUUAUGUGGCCGAGUCGUACUGGUAAUGAGCAUUACUACCUACCCAAGUGAUGAUUACGAGCAUCAUCCUCUGCCGAGCACCGAUGCUCGACUAACCGAGAUGAGUUUCGUUUGAUCGUCCAGAGAAAUAUUCUUAUCGUCUUGUUUCGUUGUACGUUCCUGCAUUAUUUUCUUAUCUUGUGUGCGAUGUACGCUAUUGUCGACUCCUCCCAAAGCUUCAUGAUCUUGCAAGAUUUCUCGCGUGUUAUAUUUUAUCUCUAGCGGUCAUUGUAUGUUUUUGUUGCCUCUUUAUUUCAUCUAAUCAAAAAUAAAUGGCGUUGUUCUUAAUCACCAUUUGCAGCAGAUCCAUCACUGGUUCCUUCAGUUUGACUUCGUGUUUUUUGUAUCACCAUAUGACUUGGCAGUGAGGUUUGAUUUUAAAGUACGAAUACAUUACAUUUAUACGAAUACUGGAAUUAUUGAUAGUGCGGUUUGUAGGGAAUGUGUACUGCUUAUCUCAUCUAUUUCUGUGUGUCGUAUAAAUAGUUUAUAACUUCGGUGGUUCCGUAGAAGCGAAAGAAUAGAUCCCGAUUGUAGAAUUUCUACGUUAUUUGAGUGGAAGGAAGAACCACAUUGAAGAGCGUUUUAGUUUUCCAAUCUGGUUUAAGUUCUUGCUGAUUUUUUGCUAGCGCGUUGCGUUCAUAUUCUGUUGUUAUUGUUUUGUUGUGCUCUUUUGAAUGCUCUUUAAUGAUAACGAGCCAGACAGUAAUGUCGUUGUAGGGAAUAGCUGUCCGGGCAAAACGGGGCUCCAACAGUUCCUGUUACGCGUCCUCAGGAUCGCGGACCUCAACGCUGUAAUAAAAUGCUUUGAUAUAUGAACCUAAUUUCUGAAUAUGACUUAAUUUAAUUCGGUUGCUAGAGCCUCAUGGUUUUGUGAUAAACGCACGAAACUCGUGUAAUAUUGUGUACAAUUACGAUGAUUUUUAGCUCCGUUCUAUUUUGUUAUUUAGAUUUGGUUAAUUUCUCCUUGUUUUUAACGUACUUAAAUGAAUAUUGAGGUUCUACAUGUCUUGGUUCUCACGGCUACGGCCGCCGCUCACCAGCUCGCUUCACCCUGCAAGCUCCACUUGUUUUGACCAUCGCAGUUUUUUUAAUAAACAAUAGCCUGAGGCGCUAAAGCUCACUCGUCAUAUUGCACUCGUUUAUAUCAUGCAGAUGGCGCAUCACUUACUCACCUCUCAACAUUAAUUGUCCCUAUGCCACGUGUAGAGUUUCCCUUCACUAGCUGAGCUCUAUGAGAAAGCCAAAUUAUUUCGUUUAUAUCACUAAAUUAUUGAACAAACCCAACAAUCGAUACAGUAACAUGUACGCCGGAUAACCUCUCUCUUGGUCAACUUUUUCAUCGGUAUUAAAGGUCCAUACGCAGUUAACUUCAGCAGGUGUAACGUAUUGCCCCUGAUCAUAACCUGAGAAUUUUAUUUUCCCGCGUCGUUUAUUUCAGCUGCAAAUGCCAGUUGUAAAUCUUCUAUAUUCAUGUCUUCUGCCUCGUUUGUUGCGUACAAAACAUUACGGUUUCGUUCACAUUUUCUCUGGCAUAAAUUUGCAUGAAAAAAUUAUGUUUCUCAUUUUCAUAUAAAUUAUCUCAGGUAAUACCGUUGUAAUGAGUUAGUUCCAUUUCAUUGUUCCUUCAUUCACGUUGAAUUGUUUAGUUUUAAUCGGUGUUGGCUAACCCUAUAUGGCACAAUGUUGCCAUCCUGCUACCCACGCAACCCGUAGGCUUAGCAUUAAAACGUGACUCUUAGCGUGUGCCAUGUAGGGUUAACAUGGGGUGAAGCGAGCGGCUGGGUGUAGUGGCAGCUAAGGAGAUAAUCCCUGUAAAUAUUUUGUACAGAAAGUGUUCCUUAUUUAUAUCGGCCGCGACUCUGUGAUUAAUAUGAGUCUUGCACCAAC